UCAGGCGAGCGGCGCAAACUAAAACACUCCACAGCCAAACGCACGAGAAAGAGUAAGUGUAGUUUCAAUCGCAGCGUUAUUUAGUAAACUGUCUUUUUAUUGCCUGUGAGAAAAGUCGUAUCCGGUAUGGUUCGGCAUCAACACAAACUAUGUCAAGCAGCAACAUCAACCUACCCCCGGUGCGACAUUUGCCUCACUGGACCCGAGUUGGAAGUCUGGGUAAACCAUGCGCCGCGCCUCGCCUUCCGCCGGGGAUCCAGCUAGAGCCGCUUCGUCCCGGCCCACCAGAGGACAGGGGGUCGGUGAUGAGGGCGCAUUCACCGGAGGAGGGCAGCCACACAGACCCGGACCCCCGCGUCGCCUCGUUGCAGAGAAAUAUCCAGUUCCUCCAGCAGCAGCACCAGGACACGCUGGGGAAGCUUCACACGGAAAUCGAAUACCUCAGACGGGAGAAUAAAGAGCUGCAGUAUAAGCUGAUAAUGGAGACGCCCACUGUCAGUCGGAAAGCAGGAUUGCCCGUGAGUCGCAGAGGCCUCAGACCACCCACUCAGGGCAGUGAUGUGCGCUCAGGACUGUACCUGGAGGAACAGCUGCAGGACACGAGACCCCUGCAUGAUCAAGCAGCCAGUCUGGGAGAGUCCACAGACGCAGCAGGCUCCUUCAGCAAAGCACAUGGCACGGAGCCGAGAGGGGGUCUCAUCACGUCACUACAGCCUCUGCGCAUCCACAGUAGCCCCGCCCACCCGCCACGCCCACCCACCCUGCACGAGUGUGAGGUCAUCAUCCGACAGCUCUACAAUGCCAACAGUAUACAGUCUCAGGAACUUUUACGGGUGAAGGCUUUGCUGAGAGAUAUUGUUUUUAGUAAGAAAAUCACACCAGAAAACUACAUUCUCACCAAAACCUACCUUGCAGAUGGGACAAGGAAGUUUUCUGAAACAGAGAAGUUGCCAAAGCUUGGUCUUCAGACAUUUCCAGAAAAAAUCUCUGAAACUCCCCAGUCGGCUGUGAUCUUACCUGCUCUCAAACAGUCUUUCAGCACGUCCAUCGCAGACAGACAGAGGAGGGCCCGCGCUGUGCAGAGGGGCCGAUUCAAGAGAGUGGUGCAGUGACGCCAAUACGCAUCAAGAGGGUUUGGUAUUUUCAACAAGGACUGACAUGAGACUAUGGAAGGCUUCUUAAAAUGUGUUUUCAUUUUGUAAUUUUUCUUGAGUUUUCACAAGAUCUUAAAACUGUAAUGUCAACGCAAGGUACACAUAGAAAAAAUGUUUUAUCUUGAUAUAGUAGAAUGAGUUGUUUUU
Boleophthalmus pectinirostris (great blue-spotted mudskipper) is the source of this 1301-nucleotide messenger RNA. RefSeq lists its product as uncharacterized. Lineage: Eukaryota; Metazoa; Chordata; Actinopteri; Gobiiformes; Gobiidae. The coding region runs from base 150 to 1112 and encodes 320 amino acids. The record is from RefSeq and is a predicted model, not a curated record. The transcript is spliced from 7 exons.